AUGCGGACAUCGCGAUUAUCACGGGAUACAGCACGUGUGGCGCACGCGUUGUCGCCUGCAAAGCGAUCGACUCGCUCUCUACGAUCAUUCGCAUACGAAGCCAACCCCGAUGAACAAGGAGCCCAGCAUGGCGGAUCAGAAAGCGAGCUAUCCUCACCACCUUCGAGUCGGAACGGCCAAUUGCUAGGCAAACGAAAGAGAGGGACAACAGGAACACCAGCAACAUCAAUCGCAUCGAUCAGUGCCGAAUCAAAAGAAGUACGACGAUCUCCCCGUAAAACCAUCGCUGGGGACGAUGCACCGAAGAAACGCAAGGCCAAAAGACAACCUGCGAAGAGGAUCAAGAAUGAGAAUGGAACAGAUACAGUCGAACCUCCCGCGAACUGGGAGGAGGUCUACACCAUCACCCAAGAGAUGCGGAAACGAAUACUAGCCCCAGUAGACACCAUGGGCUGCGAAUCGCUCGCCGAAGAAACCCGACCCCCACGAGACCAACGCCUGCAAACCCUCAUCUCCCUCAUGCUGAGCAGUCAAACCAAAGACCCCGUCACCGCCGCGGCGAUCAAGAACCUCCAGGAGAACCUCCCCGGCGGACUCUGUCUCGAAUCGCUCCUCGCCGUCGAACCGGCCCGGCUCAACGACCUCAUCGUGAAAGUCGGGUUCCACAAUAACAAGACCAAGUACAUCAAAGCCACCGCGCUCAUCCUCCGCGACCAAUAUAACGGCGACAUCCCGGACACCAUCGAAGGCCUCGUGUCCCUCCCCGGUGUAGGGCCGAAAAUGGCGUACCUCUGCAUGUCCGCCGCGUGGGGCCGCGACGAAGGUAUCGGCGUUGAUGUGCACGUUCAUCGGAUCACGAAUCUUUGGGGCUGGCAUAAGACUUCUACGCCGGAGCAGACGAGGGCGGAGCUGGAGAGUUGGUUGCCGAGGGAGAAGUGGCAUGAGAUUAAUCAUUUGCUGGUCGGGUUUGGGCAGAUGGUUUGUUUGCCUGUCGGAAGGAGAUGUGGGGAGUGUGAGUUGGGGGAGAGGGGGUUGUGUCCGAGUAGGGUUGCGGGUGGGUCGCCGAGGAAGAGGAAGGUCAAGCAGGAGGUUAAGGUUGAGGUUGAGGUUGGGGAUGGGGAAGUCAAGAAGGAGGAGAUUGUGGGGGAGGCGGAUGAUGUUGGUGUUGAGGUUGAGAUCAAGAGGGAGGAUUUGGGGGAGGUGGAUGUUCAGGGGGGGAUACCUGAUAUUGAGGACGCGGUUCCUGCGGUUUGA
Zasmidium cellare ATCC 36951 is the source of this 1254-nucleotide messenger RNA. RefSeq lists its product as uncharacterized. The coding region runs from base 1 to 1254 and encodes 417 amino acids. Gene Ontology annotation, biological process: base-excision repair, AP site formation; base-excision repair; nucleotide-excision repair. The transcript has a single exon. The record is from RefSeq and is a predicted model, not a curated record. Gene Ontology annotation, molecular function: DNA binding; DNA-(apurinic or apyrimidinic site) endonuclease activity; oxidized pyrimidine nucleobase lesion DNA N-glycosylase activity. Lineage: Eukaryota; Fungi; Ascomycota; Dothideomycetes; Mycosphaerellales; Mycosphaerellaceae. Gene Ontology annotation, cellular component: nucleus.